This is a messenger RNA of Xenopus tropicalis (tropical clawed frog), 5197 nucleotides long. RefSeq names its product zinc finger and BTB domain containing 25 (gene zbtb25). The transcript has 3 exons. Lineage: Eukaryota; Metazoa; Chordata; Amphibia; Anura; Pipidae. Gene Ontology annotation, cellular component: nucleus. The record is from RefSeq and is a predicted model, not a curated record. Bases 393 to 1703 code for a protein of 436 amino acids.
CACCUUACACGGAACUCUGGGCAGCGCCCCAUCCAUUAGUCUCCAUUGUCCCAGCUUACGUAAGUCUCCACCCCAGCACGCCCAUGUACCUAUGGCCCGUCAAUACUUUUCCAACCCUUAAAGUAACUUUGGCACCCCUUUGCUGGAGGUGAGUAGGUACGACUUGUCACUAAUUUGAGAUACAGCUGGAAACAGCUUGCACAGCCAAAAGUUGAAAUACUAAAUGUUAUCGUAACCUAUAGAUACCGCAAGAGCCACAGUAUACUCUCAGUUAGCCAUAAGGAACGGUCACAUGACUGCCCCCUUGAUGGUACCAUCGCGAGAUUGUACGAGAGCCGGUGGCCACAAGCAGUUCUACAAGUACUGGGAGAAAGCUUGCUGUGCACGAAAUUAUGGAUUCUUCUUGCCACAGUCAAGUCCUUCUCCAGCAGCUGAAUAUGCAGCGUGAGUUUGGAUUUCUUUGUGACUGCACAGUUGCAAUUGGAGAUGUAUAUUUUAAAGCACACAGAGCAGUUCUUGCAGCAUUUUCAAACUACUUCAAGAUGAUCUUCAUUCACCAGUCCAGUGAGUGUAUAAAGAUCCAACCAACAGAUAUUCAGCCUGACAUAUUCAGUUACCUUUUGCAUGUCAUGUACACUGGAAGAUGCCCAAAACAGUCAGUUGAUCAUAUUCGUUUAGAUGAGGGAAUAAGAUUUCUCCACGCAAACCUUCUGGCACUUUCUGCCAAUGAGCAAACCAAAAUGUUUUCAGCUGAUACUAUACAGUCUUCUAAUUUAUAUGGGAUCCAGAUCUCAACAGCUCAAAAAACACAGAAGGAAGCUAUUACUUUGAGAGAAAUUCCCACAAACACCAUCAGGUCUGCCCCAGAAGAAGAACAUCCCCAGUUACAGCUGUCACUUGCCAUUGGACUUGAAGGUGUUAGUCAGGAACAGCAAAGCUCACAUUUCCCUGCACAGGUUGAUACUAGUGUGAAGUCAUUAGAAGAGUUUCAGAAAACAACAGUGUCCAUUAAGGAGGAAAAGUGUGAUUCUGAAGCUUCAAGAUCACCUCAGCAACCAUUCCCACCCUUAGAAGGUGAAGAAUCUACCUUCGCAAAAACUGCUAAUAAAACCCAUUCUUGUCAUUACUGUGGUGAAACGUUUGAAUCUCGGGUUAUUUUAAGAGAUCACCUGCAUAUACAUGUUUCUGAAUCCCUCCCAUUUGGUGUCCCUGCAUCUAUUCUAGAGAGUGAUGACUUGGGGGAAGUCCGUCCCAUACUAGAAAACAUAGAGAAUACAGAAAGUUACAGGCUUGGUAACAUCCUUGUAAACAAAAGUGAAGAGUCAUCUCAAAACUCAAGCCACCAAGAGCAAUUGCAACUCAACCAACUGUCUUUUCUGUCAAAAGAAGCAGAUCCCAUUGAAUUAAACUGCAACUUUUCAUUGUUACGAAAAAGAAAACUCAGUUGCACACUGUGUGGACACAGAUUUCUACGCAGAAGUCAGCUUCUAGAACACCUGUAUGCACACAAAAUGAAACCACAUAAAUAUGGCAGGUACCAAAGAAUUGGGAAUCAAAUAGAUCAGACGUUGCAGACAUACAGUGACACUCUUACUGAAAACACACAAAGUCAUCUGGAGGCAUCACAGGAUUACCCAGAGUUUCUCGAGGAACUUGAAUCCAGUGUCCCAAAAGGACAAGCAGAAGCUGUUUUGGUAGAUUAAUGUUUUUAUAGACAAUUGUGGAUGAGUGCAUUUAUUUAUUGUAUGUUUGGUUUUAGUACUUCUUUCUUCUAGUCAUGUUCAGUGACUGUCACAUUAUCAGAAAUUUCAUUUUCAUUAGAUUCAAUUAGAGUCUAUAUGUAUAUUAAUUAUAAAUGUACAGCUACCUGUAUGCAGUGUAUAUGAGUCCACAGCAUGGAACAAAGUAUUUGAGCAGCAGACUGGUUUACCAGAACAUUGUGCAGGUAAAUAUAUGCAAACCAAUCUCCUUGAAUCGUACAUAUAUGAUUGUGUACAAAUUUGUCACUACUUUGAAUUAUUAUAUCUGUAAAAAACAUAUGUAUGUUUAAGCAUUUUGUUGCUCUUUUGUUUAGUACGUACGUGUUGAUAUGCUUUGAGUUAAUAAAUCAAUAAACAGGAGGUUAAAAAUUGGGAUAAUUGCUAAAAAAACACUUAAUAAAUGAUAAAGGAAUGGUUUUCCAAGUAAACUGUAUUCUAAAAACUUUUAAGCCCAUAACAGAAAACAACUAUAUAUAUAGCUAAACCUUUGUUUUCCUUGAUAAAAAAAAAUGAUUUGCUAUUUAUGAAGAUAAAGAGGAUGCAAACCCUUUACAAAAAUACCAAAAGUAAAAAUCUAUGUGCAGUUGUUGCUAUUUGCCAGUGAUUUAUAUAGACGUGCUAGGGUGGAGGAGACUUUCUGUUAGGUGCGGUUCCUGCAAUGGUAGGAGUUAAUCUUACCUGCACCUCUCCCCCAAUCAGCAACAGGAGAAACCUUUUUAUAGACCCUACCUUGCUUUGCUUCUUGCCUGAGCAAAAAGGUGUUCAAAGUUGGAGUUAAGCAUUUGUGCUUUAGUUAGAAAAUACUGUUGUGAAAUCUGCCUGUCUGACCUUGCUAAUUCCUAAUCCUCUGGUAUCGCAUUGUUGUUGAUUCCUGUGUAUGAUUUUGGCUUGUUUCCUGACCAUCCGCUUAGUCUCAUCCCUUGGUGCUGCAUGUCAAUGAUUUCUGUGUAUGAACCAGCUAGGCCUCCCAAACUACUCUGUUGUGUGUCCUAAUUGACGCUUUCCCCCCAGACUUCCCUAACAUCUGAGCAGGUUACUGCCUUUCUGAGUUACUGCUUCCAUCUGUGCAUGCACAGUUGUUCUCUAGCCUGUAGCAGGUCCUGUAGUACUCAUAACAAGGGGUGUGUUCAGUGUAAGCACCCUGCAGCCUGUUCUUGGUUGACCACUGGGUUCUAUAACACACUUAAUGUUAUUCCCUAAAACUUCCCUUCAUAGUCCUGCACAGCCAGAGGAUCUCCAGGCAAGUUCAACUGCCUAUGUAGGAAGGCUUCUGACUAGAGGUUAGACUUAUUUUUCAACAAAAUGGGACAUGUAUUAGUCAUAAUUGUUUUUGUGGAGGUUGUAGAAAGAUGGUGAUAGACUGGGCUCUUGGGACACCCUUCCCAGAGAUUUUCGAACUUGUUACCCAAUAUUUCCAUGGCUCCUAAUUGCCAGUUUUUUUGUUAUUUUAUUUUUUUUUACUCAUGAUUUUAGUACUGUGUUACUAUUUGAGGUAUAGAUUCAUAAUUGUAUAUAUCUAAAAAAAAUGUUUUUGCUCAGUUUAGUUUUCUUAUUAUUUCUACUCUCAUAAGUAAAGUUAACAUAGCUUUGCCUUAAAUAUAUAGAGACAUUUGACAUAUAGUGCAGCUGAUCCAACUGUACCUUGUGGCUGAGGAGAUACUAAAGAAAUUUGGCAGAAGCAAUUGUGUUAAUACCAGGAACUAUUCUUCCCCUUUUUCAGGAACAAACCAGCUUCUCCCUUAAAAUAUCCUGCUUUUGUUUUGGGGCAUGUUUACAUCAACUCCGCCAAUAAACCUAAACAGUUUGUUUCAUUUCUGUGUUUUCAGGGGGAAGGUUGGCACCAAAAUUAGCUGACUUAUUAUGGUGUUCAAGGUUCAUUCAUCUGCUUCACACGAGUGAAUGUCACUAGUCACAGUUGGAAAUGGUGUAAACGCUGUUUCUCUUUGUUGUUGGGGUAACUGUGAGCUCCCUAUGUUCACUGUCUACUUAGCUAAGACAAGCACUGCACAGUUCAGCAUUAAAACCCUUUAAUACUUUGUCUUGCUUACUAGUAAACACCAAGAAUCUGAAAACUUUACUUAAAGGGACAGUAUAACCCCUUUAUAACAUUAGCUGAACAAUGGUUGUACUGGGCAUACUUUUGCCUAUUGUUUUAAUAUAUGGUUUCUGUUAUAUCUGGCACUAAACAAGAAUAUGAAGCCAGUUUCACUUUAGUACUCGCUGUCACUUCUGGUCCCAAAGAACUUUAGAAAAGCUUAAUAAACUAAUUUUCAGUCCACUGAGAAGCCCCUGAUAAUGAGCUCCUCAAAGACAGGGAGCUCUGAACAAAUGGCCCUGUUUAUAAAGGAAGUGGGAGGUGAUUGCAUUGAACUUUCAAAGUAGAAUGGCAAAACAUUAGGAAGAUAACCUAUUUAAUGUGUUAAUUUUUAGCAAAGGUGUUUUUAGGUGUAUACUGUCCUUUUAAUGUCAGUCUGUAGCUAUUUUAGUGAGAUAGCUAUAUCAGAUAUAGCCAGGUUGGACAACUUAAUUAAAGCAAGAAGGGUACACACAAAUUCUACUGGAUUAAUGCAGGUGAUAUUACCUUUAGUUGCAGAGUAAAGUUGUGUGGUGUGCUGUAGCCUCCCUUGCACUCUAACCCUCUAGCAUUAUAAUAAGUGAGGUAAACCCCCCCUCUUAUUUCUGUUGACUUUGUAGGCACUUCUUGGUUUCUUUGUGUUUUGGAGUACUAGCUGGAAAGGUUAAAUUCACUAUAAUAACUAUAUAGGAAGAAGACCCCACUCGGACCGUAGGGUCGGCUUCCUGUAUAGUGAUAGAAAUCCCCCUUCCCAGCCACUCUCCUACUUGCAGCAGGGAAGCGGGGAAUGCAGACGUGCAGGGGACGCUGGUGGGGGGCUGGAGUGGGCAGUUGAGAAGUUCUGGGUACUGAUUGCUGUGUAAGGUGGGGGGGUCCCAACGCCAUCAAAAUUAAUGGUUAAAUUGUUGAGUUGGCAGUAACCCUGUGAAAGGAAAGAAGCUAGAUUGCAGAUUUGUUGGUCCUUUGAAUUGAGGAAAGAGAUGAAAUGUCUCAGUCCAGAAGCAUUUCCAUUUAUCAUAAGCAUGGAGGCUCUGUGGCAGGAUUCCAACACACCAGAGAUUCUGUUAGUAUGGUAUUUGUCUCAUACACACAUUUGCAUUUUCCAGCAUGCUCUACAGCUGGGCAUUCAUUCAGGUUCCAGCUAAGCAGUGAAAUUGGCUCAGAUCUAGCUAUAUUAUUGUACAUCUUCCUGUGUUAGUAGCAACAUGGAUUCAGACCUGAUAUAACUGCACAUCCCAUUUCCUUCAGUUGUUCCUGAUCUUUUUGCAUUCAAUGUGAUGUUUUAUAUGCACUGUCAUAGUGUUCACUUGAAUGUAUGUUUAAAAUUUAGCACAUAUUGUAAUUAAUACAAGAGUUAACUAUG